AUGAGUUUCCCGCCGCCAGGACCGAACCAAGGCUACUGCGAGCUCUCCGCGCUAGACGCAGGCCAGAUCUACAUGUCUCUUCUCCAGCUCAUUGAUACCGCCGCGCCCGACGACGUCGCCGACCUCCCCGUGCUCGCCUUCCUCCUCAAACACGUCCCCUCCGGCACCUACAUCCUCUUCGACCUCGGGAUCCGCCCCGACGUCGCCGCGCUCCCGAUAGGGCUGCGCACCUUCUGCGACAGCAUCCAGUGCAAGUUCACCGGCGUCGACAUCCCCGCCGCCCUCCGCCGCGGCGGGCUCGACCCCGGCGCGGUGCAGCACAUCGUGCUCUCCCACGUCCACUUCGACCACGCGGGCGACACCACCCGCUUCCCGAACGCGACCAUCCACCUCGGCGGCGCCGCGGUCCCGCUCCUCGCGGAGCUCGCCGCGAAAGGCCCGGGCGAGGCCACGUUCGUGGCGUGCGACCUGCCUCCCGCGCCGCGCACGAACUUACUCCCCCAGGGCGAGGGAGAGGGCGGGACGUGGGCGCCGCUCGGGCCGUUCCCGCGCGCGCACGACCUCCUCGGGGACGGGAGCGUGUACGUCGUCGACGCGCCGGGGCACGUCCCGGGGCACGUCGCGCUCGUCGCGCGCACGUCUGCGGACGGCGCGUGGGCGUUCCUCGCGGGCGACAGCGCGCACGACUGGCGGAUCGUCACGGGCGAGGCGGGGAUCGGGCACCACCCGGCGUUGCCGUGCAUGCACGCGGACGAGGCGGCGUCGAACGCGAACAUCGCGCGGAUCCGCACGCUGACGAAGAUGGAGAGGGUGCGGGUGCUGCUGGCGCACGACCUGCCGUUCGUGCGGAAGGAGAAGGAGACGGGGAUGAAGUCGUAUUGGCCGGGUAAGAUUGAGUCGCUGUAA
Messenger RNA from Epithele typhae, 906 nucleotides. Its product is annotated as beta-lactamase-like protein. The transcript has a single exon. The record is from RefSeq and is a predicted model, not a curated record. Lineage: Eukaryota; Fungi; Basidiomycota; Agaricomycetes; Polyporales; Epitheliaceae. Bases 1 to 906 code for a protein of 301 amino acids.